Messenger RNA from Spea bombifrons (plains spadefoot toad), 2701 nucleotides. RefSeq names its product glucocorticoid induced 1 (gene GLCCI1). The transcript is spliced from 8 exons. Lineage: Eukaryota; Metazoa; Chordata; Amphibia; Anura; Pelobatidae. Bases 173 to 1699 code for a protein of 508 amino acids. The record is from RefSeq and is a predicted model, not a curated record. Gene Ontology annotation, cellular component: cytoplasm.
CCUGCUCUGUGACUGUCACCGGCCAUUCGGGGGCCAGAAGAGGAGCUGCGUCACCGGCUGCCGAGUGACAGCGACCGGCGUGUCCAACGGAUGAAUACAAACCGUCCCCUGUGAAGGGGGCUGUGCGGGGAGAAAGCGUGUGCGGCUCCUGUGUAUAUGUCCCAGCGCUGUCAUGUCUUCCACUCACCCUCGAGUGAAGCGUGGCUCCAGCUCCCCCCCAAACGGGCCCCCGGGCUCAGGUGGAUCAGGGGCCAGCCGCCUCCUACAGCCUAUCCGGGCCACUGUGCCCUACCAGCUCCUGCACAGCCCCAGCCGCUCCCCGUCCGCCUCUGUGGGGAGUAACACCGAGCCUGGCCCCCACAGCCCCUCCAACGGCACCCCACCGUCCCCCCUCCUCCCUCAGCAUGCCCCCGGUUCCGAGGCGCCCGGGGCCAGGCUCCGCAGGAGGAGAAGCACCUCCCCGGACAGGAGGAGCGCCGGGUCCCCCGGGAGCAGAGCUGAGAGAUCAAAUUCACAACACCUGAGAUCAUCCCAUACAAUAAGACGGACUUCUUCGUUGGAUACCAUAACUGGACAAUACCUGACUGGACACUGGCCCCGGGAUCCUCACGUGCACCACACAUCAUGCAUGAAUGAUAAGUCUACACAGACGCCUAGCUGCUGGGGAGAGGAAGGCACAGAGAAGAAAAGCAGCCAUCAGCGCUCUGCAUCUUGGGGUAGCGCCGAUCAGCUUAAAGAGAUUGCCAAGCUGAGACAGCAGCUUCAGCGUACCAAGAACAGCAGUCGACACAUCAAAGAGAAAGACGGCCAGUUGCCUCUCCAAGGAAACCAUAUCAAUCAUGCUCAGACUUCAGCGUCUAGAUCUGUCCCCAUGCCCACUGCAAGUAUGCCUCUGCCAAAAUCCAUAGGUUCCAGAGCUCCAUGUAAUGUUGAAGGAAUAAGUCCAGAACUUGAAAAAGUCUUCAUUAGGGAUACCAAUGAAAAGGAAGAUGGAGUAAAGCCAAUAGAAAUUCCCGAUGGACGUAGAGCACCGUUACCUUCCGCCUAUCGCAGCAGUAGCACGCGCAGCAUUGACACGCAGACGCCUUCUGUCCAGGAAAGGAGCAGUAGCUGCAGCAGCAAUCACUCUCCAUGCGCAUCUCCCUCUUGUCCGCAUGGGUCGCAGGAAGGUAGUCCAUGCUCGGCAGAUGACUUGCUCUACGACCGUGACAAAGACAGUGGGAGUAGUUCACCGCUGCCCAAGUAUGCCUCUUCUCCCAAACCAAACAACAGCUACAUGUUCAAACGAGAGCCCCCAGAGGGAUGUGAGCGAGUCAAGGUCUUUGAGGAAAUGUCGACACGCCAGCCAGCCUCUACUGCUCUCUUUUCAUGCCCCGACAAAAACAAAGUUAAUUUUAUCCCCACGGGAUCAGCUUUCUGUCCUGUGAAACUGCUAGGGCCCUUGUUACCGGCUUCAGAUCUGACUCUCAAGAACCUUCCAAACACUGUUCAAAACUCGCCUGUGAGCAGUGUGACUGUUGAGCACCUCUCAUCUCAGGUCUCCUCCUCGUCUCUCUCCGGCAAUGCCACCAGCACAGUAGACAACUGCGAGACCAAUGGCCACGCAUCAUCCCAAGACCAGCAGCUAAUGGUGGAGCAGAUGCCUGAAGAUCAGCUGUCCUCCUCAUCUCCUUCUCCCCAUAACCAUGUCGUAACCUAAUUUUCAGCAGAGCAGGCCUCUGUUUUCCAGCAAGCUAACUUGAAUCUGCAUUACAAACCUCUGCAUGUCGAUUGGUAAAUCCUGAUUUAAAAAAAAAAAAUGCUUUACUGCAAGUUAUCAUAUCCGCCAUUGUUUAUCUUGGACCAGAACUGAGCUUUUACGUUCCCCUUUAAUAUUUCUAGUGACAAAAACCCACGCGUAUCGUUAAAUUAUUUCAGUGUGGACUAUGCAUUUCAGAGUUGGAACAGGUAAAUUCUAUUUCGUGUGCACAAACCUUUACAGUAACAAUAAGCUCUGUAGUAUCCUGAAAUAUCACAAAAUGUCCUGCUGUGUCGUGUCCUAUGGAGAAUACUGUACAUCAGGAUUAUGUUUACGAUUGAUCUAGAUGUUUUUGGACAUCUCAGUAUCAGUUUGGUAAAGAGGCUCCCUGUCUACGUUGCUUUGCAGACCUCUCGGAUACUAAGUGAUUUAAACAUACAAUGCAGAUAACGUCAAUGACCACACCGAUUGCACAGCGCCCGUCCUAAGGCCUAGAUUUCAGGUACUUCUCUCGAACUUAUAAAACUCAGGUGACUUGGAAUGUAAACCACGUUGGGGGGGGGAAACCAGCCCUUAUAGCUCUUAUUUUAUAACUUUACUUUUUGUUUAAUUUUUCACAACAUUCCACGAUCUUGGAAUUGAUUCCAGGUGGAAGGUUUUCGACACGGGUCACCCCAAAAUAAAAGUAAACCAGCAAAGCUUGUGACACAUCAACUUAGUAGUAAGUUUUGAGUUUUUUUGUAUAUAUAUAUUGUUUUUUAAAUGCCUUUUUGGCAUGGUCUUGAAGACUGUUGGCUUUUGCCGAUAAGGUGCACGGUACGCUGAAAUGGCAGGUGCAUCAAAGAAAGCUUUCUGAAAGCCCCCCGACUUCUCAACCUCCUGUAAUUAUAAAAUCAAGUUGCCCUAAAAAAUUCAAUAUUUACUUUCUCAUUUGGAAUUUUUGUUUCUCAGACUUUGUAAAAA